AAUCCCUGCUCCAUCAACACCGGGACACGCAGCCCUGCCCCGUGUCCUGAGCAGGACGAUCCCAUCGACUCUGCCCUGGGCAACUCCUUCCCAGUCACCUGCACUGGGAUUUCAUCACCUGCUGCCUAUAAAUUGCUCCCCGGCUGCCAUGGCCACACUGGGCACCCUGCAGGGACUGAGCCUGGCUCUGGCACAGCCCAGCUCAGUGCUUGCCAUGAAGGUCUCAGGCUCCCUGCUGCUCCUGGCGCUGGCAGCUCUGUGCUUGGCACUUUCCACCACACACGCUGCCACGCACAAUGAGGUGGACUGCAGCGAGUACAGGAGGCUGGAGAGGGGGAGGCCCAUUUACUGUGAGAGGCUCUACCAACCCUUCUGUGGCUCUGAUGGCAAAACCUACAACAACAAAUGUUCCUUCUGCAAGGCUGUGCUGAGGAGCAGAGGGGCCCUGCACAUGAAGCAGGCAGGAGCCUGCUGAGGGAGCUCUGCUGAGAACAGCUCCCACUGCCCCAUUCCCAAAUUCCAUCCCUCCAUCCUGCUGAGAACAGCUCCCACUGCCCCAUUCCCAA
Molecule: messenger RNA, 566 nt
Organism: Ficedula albicollis (Collared flycatcher)
Lineage: Eukaryota; Metazoa; Chordata; Aves; Passeriformes; Muscicapidae
Product: serine protease inhibitor Kazal-type 6-like
Exons: 4
Coding region: 149-475 (108 amino acids)
Molecular function (GO): serine-type endopeptidase inhibitor activity; protein binding
Source: RefSeq, a predicted model, not a curated record